AUGAGUAACUUCUUCGUGCAUCAGAAUGUUGGUUCUUAUAAGAUAUUGGAUAAUCCAUACAAAAUCAAUCUUCACAAAUUGAUUGCUAUGAAGGUUAUUGAGAAGUUUUGUGGAUCCAUUCAUGGAUUUAGGUUCGUUUCCUUCCCUGAUAUGACAAAUGGGAAAGUCGAAAACAACACCACAGUUGAUGUGAUUGGUAAAGUUUCUGGAUAUGGUGAUGUGAUCAUUGGUGAUAAAUAUGGUUCCCCAAAUCAGAGGAUGGAUGUGCAAUUGCAAGACAUUGAUGGUAACAAGAUGAAGGUAACAUUCUGGGAUCCAUAUGUGGAUGACUUCAAGGCAAAAUUUGACAAUGACAAGGCUGUUGUUAAUGUGAUGAUUGUAAAGUUUGCGAAGUUGCGGGAAUGGAGAGGAAUCUUCUUUGUAUCUCAUGGUUUCAAUGUUGCCCGUAUUUUCAUGAAUAAUAAUAUCGAUGAAAUCAACGCCUUCAAAAAAAGUUUUGUUGACAAAAAUGGGGAUGAAGUUGCAAAUCAUAAGAUGAUAUCCUUAGCAGAUCCAUCAACUAAAGCAUUCUUCACUAAUAUCAAAUGUGUCCAACUGUUCGAGUUAGAUACCAUAUUUGAGUUAAUUACUCUUUAUGAAAAUAUAUUCCCAAACAGUGAAACCUCGCCUUACAAUAUUCAUGUUGCAACAUCAUGUGUUGCGGUUGCAACAAUUCACUCCAUCGAAACCGACCAGCCUUGGUACUACAUUGCAUGCCGCAAAUGUAGCAAGAAGGUAACUACAAAUAAUCCAGAAGAUGAAAUUGAAGUGGUUGGUGAUGUGAGAAAGAACAAAAAAACCACCCAUGACUGCCCAGAUUGUGGUCCUGAUGUGAAUGUCAUCUCUCGGUUCAAAGUGCAAAUCAAACUUAAAGAUGAAUCAGGUGCAGCAUCCUUGGUGUUCUUUGAUCGAGAUGUUGUGAAGCUCAUCAUGAAAACCGCUCAUAGUUUGGUGGAUAAGUGUGCUGGCGCGGAAUCUUAUCCAGAGGACUUGGAUGCAAUGAUUGGAAAGAAAGUUAUGGUUAAGUUUGAUGUGACUCAAUUUAAUCUUAACAACAGUUACCAGGUUGUUUCUCGAAUGACCCAAGAAGAAGUCAUGUUUAAAACUUUUUACAAGUUAUCCAUGAUUGAAAUGUAUGAGUGCAGAUCCUCCACCCACCGUUCUAAUAUGCUUGUAUCGAUGGUGGAGAAAUGUUCAAGUUACGCCAAGGUUAUGAAUAUGUUGGUGGUGGGUUAG
Messenger RNA from Erigeron canadensis, 1275 nucleotides. RefSeq lists its product as uncharacterized. The record is from RefSeq and is a predicted model, not a curated record. Gene Ontology annotation, cellular component: nucleus. Bases 1 to 1275 code for a protein of 424 amino acids. The transcript has 8 exons. Gene Ontology annotation, biological process: DNA recombination; DNA replication; DNA repair. Gene Ontology annotation, molecular function: DNA binding. Lineage: Eukaryota; Viridiplantae; Streptophyta; Magnoliopsida; Asterales; Asteraceae.